This is a messenger RNA of Branchiostoma floridae (Florida lancelet), 1001 nucleotides long. RefSeq names its product ATPase inhibitor, mitochondrial-like. The record is from RefSeq and is a predicted model, not a curated record. Gene Ontology annotation, cellular component: mitochondrion. Lineage: Eukaryota; Metazoa; Chordata; Leptocardii; Amphioxiformes; Branchiostomatidae. Gene Ontology annotation, biological process: negative regulation of ATP-dependent activity. Gene Ontology annotation, molecular function: ATPase inhibitor activity. Bases 83 to 445 code for a protein of 120 amino acids. The transcript is spliced from 5 exons.
UCUUUCCUCCCCGAUCCAACAUCGCCCCCACUGACCUACUUGGUUCUGUCCUAUCUGGAAUGCAUUGUGGGUAAACUUCAAGAUGGCGUCGCUGGUUCGAGCUGUACGAAUUCGUCCUUUCGUCUGUGGACUGCACAGCCUAGGACCUCGAAUGAUGAGUGAUGGCUUAGGUGAGCUGGGAUCUGGAUCAGGCAAGGGCGGAGGUGCUGGUGGAUCCAUCAGAGAGGCGGGUGGAACUUUGGGGAAGAAGGAGGUGGCAGAAGAGGAGAUGUACUUCCGUCGAUUGCAACAGCAGCAGCUGUCUGAGCUGAAGAAGCACCAUGCUGAUGAGAUCCGUCAGAGGGAACUGGACAUAAAGCGCCACAAGGAAGCCAUUGAACGACACAAGCUGAAGAUCCGUGAUCUGGAACGCACGGCACCUGGAUCCCAGUCGGAUUCAGACUAGUCUGAUUCUGUAGAGUCAUGCUGAACAAAACAAGUUUGUUCCUCACCGAUUGUUCUUACGCACUGAUCCCAGCUGCUGGUAUACACCAACCCUCACAGGGUUUACAUCUCUUGCUUUUGAUGACAUAUAGCUGGUGUAUAAUUGAAUAGUCUGGAUUUACCCACUGACAUGACAAAACUCUCAAUAAUGCUUCCUAUAUGAAAGAUAACAUAGAUGUCAAAGAAAGAUCAAAAAUGUUUCUCAACAUCUCUUAAGUUCUGCUGUAGACUGAAUUACAUCAAUGGGAGUAGUUGUUUGUAAAUGUUCACAAACACACAAAAAGAAGAUGUACAAUAGAUAAUGAUAAGAGAUAUGUUUUACAGUUCCCAUGCUGAAAUUUUCUUGCAAAUCUACUAAAUCUGUGUCAUUAUCACAAAUAGAGUGUAUCUUUGUCAAGUCAUUUAGUAGUCCUGAAAGAAGUUUAGAUACAUGUACUUGCAAAACAGUUGAUUGCUUAAUUCAGGAUAUGUGGGCUAUGUUGUGCUGACAGCUUAUUAAAGACAUGUAUAGUGAAGCA